Molecule: messenger RNA, 2847 nt
Organism: Rotaria sordida
Lineage: Eukaryota; Metazoa; Rotifera; Eurotatoria; Philodinida; Philodinidae
Source: the annotation of a GenBank genome assembly
AUGGUUCUUACAAAGCAAUAUGAUCGUCAUGCUCCUGAAAAAGUCUUUGGUAUCAUCGGUAGUGGUAAUGCAAAUAAUAUUGCUCUAUUACCAACAACUAUAAAAACAAGUUCACGUCGUAUAUUUGUUCCAGCAUGUGAAAAUGUUCUUUUAUGGGAUCUUAAAACUCAUUCACAAAUAAAUAAAUUUGUUGAUGAAACAACUUUAUCAACAAUAUCAAAGAAAAAAAUUCGUGAAGAAGCAAUUGUUGUUUGUGUUAGUCCAAAUGGAAAACAUUUAGCUGUUGGAUAUCAAAAUGGUAUUAUUAAAAUAUUUUCUAUAACACAAAAUGAAACUCAUGUAAAUUUUCAUGGACAUAAAUCAACUAUAACUACAUUAACAUUUACACAAGAUUCAGCAACACUUAUCUCAGGAUCUAAAGAUACAGAUAUUAUUGCUUGGGAUCUUAUUACUGAAGCUGGCCUUUAUCGUCUUCGUGGUCAUAAAGCACCUAUAACAAAAGUUAUUAUUAUGGCUAGUCAAUCAGUACUUAUUUCAAGUUCAAAAGAUAUGACAAUAAAAUUCUGGGAUAUGACUAUUCAACAUUGUUUUCAUACAAUUGUUACACAUCGAACAGAGGUGUGGAGUAUUGCUUUAGCACAUGAUCGAUAUUUAAUUACUGGUUGUUCAGAUAAUGAAUUACGAUUUUUUGCUUUACGAUCUACAACAACAGAUGAAGAUGAUACUUUUACGUUUCCUCCAAUGAAUAAUGAAAAGACAAGUGAAGAUCAAGUACCUCUUCAUGUUCAAUAUUUAGGUUCAAUUAUUCGUAAAAGUAAACAACGAGUAUCAAGUUUAAAUGUUGAUAAUGAAAGUCGUAUACUUGCUUGUCAUGGUGUUGAAUCAUUUGGUGAAUUUUUUCGUAUAUCAACUGUUGAUGAAAUUCGUACACGUCUUCGAAAACGUUUAUUAAAAGCACGAAAACGAAAAGAAAAUGGUGAUGAAAAAAAUGAAGAAGAAAUUAAAAUUGAUUGGGAUAUAUCAUUAAUAUUUACAUCAUUAUGUGAGAUCAAAUUUGAUGGAAAAAUUCGUGCUAUGAAUCUUUUUAUGGAUACAAAUAUUACAUGCAAAAUAAUUGCACUUACAUUAAAUAAUAAAAUUGAUAUACAUUCAUUAAAUAUUCAAGAUAAAACUAUUGAACAAUUACCAUCUAUUGAAAAAUCUGCUCAUAGAACAGAAGUUCGAUGUUUAGCAUUUAGUUCAGAUGAUAUGCUUAUUGCUUCUGGUAGUGGAGAAUCACUUAAAAUUUGGAAUAGACAUAGUUGUGAAUCUAUACGAACAAUUCCUUGUGAUUAUGCACUUUGUUGUAUGUUUUUACCUGGUGAUCAUUCAGUUUUAAUCGGAUGUAAAAAUGGUUCACUCCAAAUAGCUUCACUUGAUUCAGCUUCAAUUAUUGAAAUAGUACAAGGACAUGAAGAAAAUCAAUCAGUUUGGGCAAUGUGUAUGACAUCUGAUCGACAAUCAUUUUUAACUGGUGGAAGUGAUAAAAAAAUUCAAUUUUGGAAUUUUGAAUUAAAAGAUGAAAAAGAAAAUAAUUCGAAAAAAAUGAGAAAACGUUUAUCAUUCGAACAAAAACGUUCAUUUGAUGUUGGUGAAGAUGUUCUUGCAUUGAAAAUUACUCCUAAUAAUCGAUAUUUUGUUGCGGCAUUAAUGGAUACAACUGUCAAAGUAUUCUUUAUGGAUUCAUGUCAAAUGUUUCUUUCAUUAUAUGGACAUUCUCAACCUGUACUUUGCCUUGAUAUAUCAUCAGAUAGUCGUCUUGUUAUAACUGGUUCAAGUGAUCGUAAUAUUAAAAUUUGGGGUUUAGAUUUUGGUGAUUGUCAUCGUUCAUUAUUUGCACACGAUGAUACUAUAACAGCAAUACAAUUUGUACCAAAAACACAUUUAUUUUUUUCAACUAGUAAAGAUAAUCGAUUAAAAUAUUGGGAUGCUGAUAAAUUUCUUCAUAUACAAACAUUAGAUGGUCAUUGUGGUGAAAUUCGUUGUAUGUCAAUAACACAUAAUGGAAUGCAUAUUGUAACUGCUGCACAUGAUCGAUCUAUUCGUUUAUGGGAAAGAACAGAAGAACCUUUAAUACUCGAUGAAGAAAAAGAACAGGAACGUGAAGCUCAAUUUGAAAAUGAAAUGGAAAAUGAUGAAUUUAUAUUACCUGGUGAAACAAAUAAAGAAAUUGGUUUAGCUACUUUAAAAACAAUUGAAAGUCUUAAAGGUGCAGAAAGUGUUAUUGAAGCACUUGAUAUUUGGCGUGAAGAAAAAUUAAAACUUGCUGAACAUGAAGCAACACAAAAAGCAUUAGGAAAAGAAAUACCUCCACCACCACGUCAUUUUAUGUUACAAGCAUUAGGAAGUAGUUAUACAGCUGAACGUUUUGUAUUUGAAUCAUUAAGAAAAAUUCCUGCAAGUGAUUUGGAAGCAACACUUCUUCUUCUACCAUUUGAUUAUGUUCAAAAAUUAUUAUCAUUGCUUAUUUAUUAUCUCGAUCGAUUUCAAUCACCAGAAUUAUGUGUUAAAUGUGCUGUUUUUUUAAUCAAAAUUCAUCAUGGUGUAUUAACAUCAUCUCAUCAAUAUUUAAAUAUUGUUGAACAAUUACGAACACAUUGUAUGGAUGCAGUAGAAAAAUUAAGAAAUAAUGUUGGAUUUAAUCUUGCUGGUUUAAAAUUAAUUCGACGUCAAAUUGAAGAACAAAAUGAUGUUAUUCUUUUUGCUGAUGCAACACAAAAAUUAACAUCAAAUGAAGCGAAAAAACGUAAAAAAAGAAAAUCAUCAGCUGCUAUUUUGACUAUUAAAGGAACAUCAGCACUUGCUUGA